Molecule: messenger RNA, 2224 nt
Organism: Photinus pyralis (common eastern firefly)
Lineage: Eukaryota; Metazoa; Arthropoda; Insecta; Coleoptera; Lampyridae
Product: carboxypeptidase N subunit 2-like
Exons: 2
Coding region: 146-1972 (608 amino acids)
Molecular function (GO): protein binding
Source: RefSeq, a predicted model, not a curated record
GCAAGCUCAACUGUUUUAUAUACAGAUAAUAUUGUAAGCAAAUGAAGAAACGCGCUAAAUGCUGACUAUCUUAUGAACUUUAUUCUUGUGCCAACUGCCGAGUUAUAACAGUGAACGUUUCUGCAGAAUAAAUAGAUCAUCGGCUAUGAAGACAUUUAUAAUACUUGGGUUCCUUAUUUACCUCACACUGGCAUUUAAUGGGCGCGAAUGGGAGAAUUGCAGAUGGGUAGUUCGAUACAGCGACAGUCAAUCGCACUAUAACGACGUUUCAUGCCAAACCACCUCUGUUGUCAAUGGAACAAGGUUAAACUUUACACCCAGGAAUCACUACCCAACAAGGAUCAUCUCUUUUACGCAUAGCAUCAUUCCUAUUUUACCUGCCAACUACUUUUCUACCUUCCCGCACCUAGAAAGACUCUUCUUGCACGGAAGCCGAAUAGAAAGAAUCGAACGUGAUGCUUUUUAUAAUCUCCGAAAUCUUGAAGACCUCACAUUAUACAAUAAUAGCAUCCAAGAAAUUAUUGAACAAACCUUUUUACCAGUAAGAAGGCUAAAAUUCUUAAAUUUAGCAAAAAAUAGACUCCAGAGUUUGAAUACUAAUUCCUUUUAUGGUUUAACGUCUUUGGAACGCUUAGAUUUAUCGUUCAACUUGUUUAGCAGAUUAAACUCAAACGUAUUUUGCAACACACCCUCUCUUAGGUGGUUAAAGUUGUCCAACAAUAAAUUGCACGACAUAACAUCUGAUGCGCUAAAAUGUUUGGUUUACUUACAAAGCUUAACCCUUGAUCAAAACUUUUUGGAGCAUUUACCUGCGGACUUAUUUCACGGUAAUGAAAUGAUGCUCCAUUUGGAUUUAUCGAAUAACCCAUUGAAGGAUUUCAGUGUUGACUUAUUACCAGAACAGUUAAUUAGCUUUAAUAUAAGUAAUAACGUACUGGACAUUGAUUCUUGGUCAUGGAUUCAAAAUUUAGAAACGGCGGAUUUAAGUAACACUACAAUAAGUGAUAUCUGCAUUGGAAGUUUCACAAAGCGGUUAUAUUUAAAUCACAAUCACUUUAGCAGUCUUAAAGAGAGUAAUUUACAAAAUGCAACCAACCUCUUGGAAUUAGAGCUUAGUUAUAAUAGCAUACAGAGAUUGCCAAAAGAUGUUUUUAAAAGUGUACGAAAAUUAGAGAAACUAAAUUUAAGUCAUAACAACUUGAGUGAUAUUCCUAUUGGAAGUUUUAGUGAGCUCGUCCAUUUGUCAGAAUUGCGAUUGUCGAAUAAUGCCUUAGCCGACAUAGAAUUUGGCACGUUUUCGGGCCUCGAUAACGUCAGUAGUCUUUACUUGGACCAUAAUAAUUUAACGUCUCUCCCUGAGAAAUCGUUUUAUGUGCUCCGAAAAUUAAAAUUUUUGUACAUUGAUAAUAAUCACAUUCACGAAUUAGAUGUAAAAGAGUUAUUGAGGCAAACAUCUCACUUGAACCACAUAUCUAUUAACGUUAACAGUUGGAAUUGCAAAAAAUUGUUUAACGUGAUAACACUUUUAACGGUUUACAAAGUGAAUUUUGAAAAUGGUACCAAUUAUAGUAUUGAAAAUGUAAACGGUAUCGGAUGUACAGACAAAGACGAUUUUGGACAUUCGCAGUUAACGCCAAUAAAUAUCACUCAAGAUUCCUACACUUCUUUGGUUGCUAAAAUUUCUAGAUACUUUGACAAUGAGUUUAAAAACUCUUCUUUUUACAAAUUCUUCCAACAAUCGCCUACAAACCCUUCGCAGCAAAGUGGUUCAAUAAAUUUUUUUAAAUAUCACAAUAAGAAAGAAGACGAGUCGAACAAAUCUGAAUUUGAGAGCAAAGACAGUAAUGAAGAUGAAUAUAACGCAAAUGGGACAACUGAGCCUACGGAAGAGAACUCGAGCAGUGAAACGGAUGAACCAACGAGUACGACAACCGAGGACGAUUUCAAUUCUUCGGCGACCGAGUCGGAUUAGAACUAUCAAAUUCCAAUAUGCUCAAAGUUUAAUAAAAAGCUUUGCAGAUUAGGUAUUUCUUUCAUUCAUUAUUUUUAUGUCUAUGUAAAUUCACUUUACUAAUUUCGAUGCUUUGGUCGAAACGUGUAUAGGAAUUACCUAUUUUGAAUUAUACUUACUAAUUAUCAACCAUAUCAGUCGUAUUAUAUAUAAUUGUAUUUUAGUUAGUUUUUUUCCUGUAUGUAGUUCAUAUUGUAUUUACUUACUGUUCAA